This is a messenger RNA of Aspergillus niger, 807 nucleotides long. RefSeq lists its product as uncharacterized. Lineage: Eukaryota; Fungi; Ascomycota; Eurotiomycetes; Eurotiales; Aspergillaceae. The coding region runs from base 1 to 807 and encodes 268 amino acids. The transcript is spliced from 2 exons. The record is from RefSeq and is a predicted model, not a curated record.
AUGUCGCAGGAGGUCGGUAUCGACGUUCAUAGCGGCGAUUUCUCGUCGCUUACCUCAAAGGACCCAAUCCAGAAAUAUGUCAUCUCCGCCUUUGCGGCCAUUACCUUCUACAAUGCGAUAGAGCUCGUCGUGCUUUGUUUCACGACAUUUCAAAGCAUAGUCACUGGUCACUCCCUCGUUCUUUGGUCGCGAUUGCACCUCCUCGUGCAAUCGCAAAAGCUGUUGCAGGGCCUCCUGUACAUGAUCAUUAUCGACAGCAUCGCCUUCCAAAUUCCCACAACAGUCCUACUGUAUGGAUCACUAUCAAAUACCCCCCACUUCGCCAGGGGCUACGACAUCAUGGAGCGGGUCCAGCUCGUCGGCUUUUGCGUCCAAGAGUUCAUUCUUUCCGGCAUAUAUGUAUGGGAAACCAUCAAGAUGCUGCGCCUUCGUCCCGAGAGGUCCCGGUUCAUUAUCCUCACUCAAUUGCUUGUUAUCAAUAUACUCAUCCUCAUUCUGGACGUUGCAGUCGUCGCCAUUGAGUACGCCGGAUAUUAUGCACUGCAGGUCAUGUUCAAACCUGUCGCAUACAGCGUCAAGUUGAAGUUGGAAUAUGCUAUUCUGGGUCGGCUGGUCAAGAUUGCCCAAGGGGCCAGUUCGGAUCCGGAUCCAUUAUCACCAAGUUCUCGCGGAUUCAACAUAACUGCAUCUGGAUUUGACGAAUCGGGUAGUACCGGUGCAGGUGUCACAGUUGUCCGACAGGUAAACUCGGGACCGUUGGUCAGGCGAUGGUCUGGACAGACUCAUGACAGCUUGGGUUUCUGUUAG